Schistosoma rodhaini is the source of this 7193-nucleotide messenger RNA. Lineage: Eukaryota; Metazoa; Platyhelminthes; Trematoda; Strigeidida; Schistosomatidae. The record is from the annotation of a GenBank genome assembly.
ACAUCACAGUGGUCAACUGACGCGGUCACUUGUGCCCGCAAUAUUCGGCUUCUGACUAAAGUUCGGGAGACUAGCAAUUUCCUCCCGUGCCGAUGUGUAUGUCAAUAUGAUUAACUAAAUAAUACCCAAAUCACUUGAUUGUUUCGCUUCUUGCAGUCUGGGAUUUUCAAAAGAUCUUUCCACUUCACUUAGGAGCACGCGUGUAGGGUGUGUUGCUAAACUUUAGGACUUGAAACUUGAACAUCUGCUGAUUACUGGUGAAUCGCAAAUCGCUGAAUGGGACCGUUGGGUUAUAACGACUGAUGACAGGGUUAAGCAUGAUGCUCAAUUUCAGUUUCUUAAACCUGUUGGUGGUUAUAUAACCGGUGAUCAAGCAAGAGUCUUCUUUAUGAAGUCAGGUUUAUCAGUUAUGGUUUUGGGGCAGAUAUGGGCUCUUGCAGAUAUGGAUAUGGAUGGAAAAAUGGACAAGAAAGAGUUUUCGAUAGCUAUGUUUCUUAUCAAAAAAACAUUAGAAGGUCUACCUUUGCCUUCUACUUUGCCUCCAGGUCUCAAGAAUGAUCCUCAACCCGCAUUUAUUACUUCAGGUGUUACUCUCUCAUUGAGCUUAGUGAGCGAUUCAGGACAUAAUGGUCUUUCUUCUGUGUCAUCAAUCGAGCAAGAUUCUAAUUCAGCAUCUACCGCUUACCAGGAUUGGAUUAUAACAUCAACCAAUCGUCCACGCUAUCGACUUCUUUUCAAUCAGCAUGAUCGAAAUAAACGUGGUUUCCUCACGGGUGUAGAAGCAAGAAGUAUCCUCUCACAAUAUGGCCUUCCAAAUCCCAUACUUGCUCAUAUCUGGAAUCUUGCAGAUUUGGAUAAAAAUGGCAAUUUAAACUGCGAUGAAUUUUGUAUUGCAAUUUUUUUAAUUGAGAAAGCAAUUUCUGGAUCUCAACUUCCAAACACACUCCCUUCUGGUCUUCUUCCGUCAAAUCAACCGCGCACAUUUGGACACACAUCUCCUAGCGUCACUGCCAAACAAGAUAAUGAAUUCAAGGAAAACAGAUCAUCUCUAAGUUUUGAGGAUAAACGGAGAGAAAAUUUUCGACAAGGUCAAGCAGAACUUGAUAGACGAAAGCAGGAGUUGGCUGAAAAAAUGCGUCUAGACGAAGAAAUUCGUCUGGAGAAUGAACGAUUAGAAAGGGAAAAGCAACAGAAAUUACGUAUGGAGAAAGAGCGUCAACAAGCUGCGGAAGCUGAAAAACAGGCAGAACUUUCAAGACAACUGGAAGCUCAGCGAGAACAACGUCGUCGUCAAGCCGUUGAACAGAGGAUGAAGGCAGCACGUGAUUUAGAAAAACAACGUCAAAUAGAAUCAGAACGGAUUCGAACUGAUGCUCUUUUGAAGGAGCGUAAUCAUAUGCAAACUUUGCUCGAGCAGGCUGUUGCCCAUCGUGCAAGUUUACUUGAAUCAGCAUCAUCUCAACAACAACGGUUAUUGGAAUUGGACUCCCGUCUUAAUGUCGCACAAACUGAAGUUGAUUCCCAUAAAACAAGUAUUAAUGAAAUGCGUAGUAAACGUGAUGCUUAUGAGCGUGAUAUUCGAGAUAUGACUGAACAAGUGGAAGCUGCAAAAGCUGAACUUACUCAUUGGCAGAGAGAAAAAGAACAAUUAAGCUUACGAAUGGCUGCUGGAGUAGAUAUGAAUCCCGUUAUGGAACAGUAUAAGACAUUACAGUCAAUGCGUGAAGCACGUAUUAAAACAAUUGAACAAUUAAGAAAUAAGUUAAAUGAAUUAGAUCAAAAUAUGACCCAGCAAGGUCAUGAACUGGCUACUAGACGUAAUAAAAUCGACGAUUCUCAAGAUCGCGUCACACGGACAAUGCUUGAUUUAGUUGAUUUACGACAUUCUGUUGAACAGAAAAUGCAAGCAUAUAAAUUAAAAAGAAAAUCUACUGAUUUAUCCACAUCCACUUCAACCACACAAAAAGAGUUAUAUGAAGCAAUGUUCGACUUCACUGCUAGACAUCCGGAUGAAUUAUCAUUUACAACUGGAACAUUAAUUGAUGUUUUUGUAAAUGCUCCGAUUAAUGUUGGUCCAGGUUGGUUGUAUGGUCAAAUUAAUGAUAAAGUUGGCUUAUUUCCUGAAACGUAUGUACGAAAAAAAGUUGAUGGGAAAAUUGAUCCAUUUGAUCCUUUUGGUGUUCACAAAAUAACAAAUACUUGUGUAUCAUCGGGAAUGAUGACAACAACAACAAUACCUACUACAAUUAAUACGCCUAAUACAUUUAGUGCAAUAAAUACUAAUAACAGUUUGACUGAGCCAGCAAAUGAUAAUUUAGCGGCAAGUAAAACAACAACAAAACUCAGUGAUAUUACAUUUCCUAACAAUGAUUUUUAUGGUAAAGUACAAGAAAAUUGGAAUGUAUCAAUGUCUACAAUAACUUUACCUGAAAAUAUACUGACAGACCAAUUUCUAACAGUAACAGUUGACGAUCACGUGAAAAUUAUCAAAGAAAACGACAAUAAUAAAGAAUGGUAUUUUGGUGAAAUUACUGAUAAAUCUGGUAUUGUGAAUAAAGGAUGGUUUCCAGCUUGUUGUUUAAAGCCUUCUACUAAGUUCAAUACGUCUAAUAUAAAUCAAAAUGGGCUAAAUAUCUCUUCAUCAUCAAAUAGCUCAUCAAAACAACCGGACAUUCUAUUUUCAUGUAUUGCAUUAUAUCCGUAUGAGUCGAAUGUACCAGGCGAUUUGAAUCUUUCUGUUGGUGAUUUGAUUAGAGUUUGUGUUAUAAAAGAUGAUUGGUGGGAGGGUAUUUGUGAACGAACUAAACUCAAAGGUUUAUUCCCAGCUAAUUAUGUUCGUAAACUGAGCAGUGAAGAAACACGGUCAAUGGAAGAAAAGUUAGACAUAAGCGGAUCAACUAAUAACCAAAUGGACCAUAAUGACACAAUUAAUCCUCCAUCUCUAUCAAAAAUAACUCCUAUAUCAUCACCAAAGUUAAUGGAAGCUAAUCCUAAUAAUUGUAUGGCUAGUUUACUUUCUUCAUCAAAUACAUCUUCGACUUCAUCAUCUGGUGUUAUUGUAUGCACUCAACCAGAGUUCGCUCGAGUAAUUGCACCAUACAAAGCUACUUCAGCUGGUCAACUAACUCUUCAACCUGGUCAAGUUGUACAACUUCGUAAAAGAUCACCUAAAGGUUGGUGGGAAGGAGAGUUACAGCAAAGAGGUCAUAUUCGUCAAAUUGGUUGGUUUCCGGCUGAUUUCGUUCGACUUAUUACACCACUGUCAGUGAAUGGAUCGUCUAACUCAUCUGAUCAAAAACUUUUAUCCAAACUGAUAAGUCCUACUAAUAAUCAAAUUGAAAAUACUCCAACUAGUUUGAAAGCAUUAGCAUCAAAAGCAAUUACUACAUCAAAUUCUGUUAACGAUAAUUCUGUACAAAGUCAGCAAACACAAUCAAAUCGUGUGGAAAUGAUGCAAACUAUUUUUAGUUAUAAAGCUGUCCAUGCAGAUGAGUUAACAUUUGAAGAAGGUGCUAUUAUCACAGUACUAGGUCGAGAUGAACCUGAAUGGUGGCGUGGGCGACUUCAAAAUUCUGGAGCAGAAGGACUUUUCCCUGUUAAUUAUGUACGUCCGUACAAUCCUCCUUCACAGACUGAAAAAUCUUCGAAUUCUGUGAAUCAACAUCCUAUUGUUCCUGCACAAAUGGAUACUGAUAUUUCUAGAAAACUACGUGAACGUGAUUUUGCUAUUAAAGAACUUAUCAAAACGGAAUUAGCCUACAAUAAUAGUCUUAUUGAAGUGAGAGAUGUUUUCUAUAAACCAAUGAAGGCAUCAAAAAUGUUAACUUUGCAGCAGUUGAAUGACAUUUUCCCUCAUUGGAAUGAAUUGAUCGAUACUUCAACUGAGUUUUGUCGUGAUUUAAAUGAUUAUGUUAAAGACGAUUCAUCUCCUCAGUUGAUUAGUCGAAUCCUUUUGAAACAUAUCCUUAAAUUUAAAGUAUAUCGUCUAUAUUGUAUUCAACAACGUGUUGCAUGUGAAACUUUACAACAUUGUCUAUCAUCUAAUUAUCGUUUAAAUCAAUUGGUAAAAAUAUUUGAAAAAAAUACUAAAACCAAAGGUUUACCCCUAUCUUCAUAUCUGUUGAAACCAAUGCAACGUAUAACAAAAUAUAAAUUAAUCGUUGAAAAGAUUGCAACAAAUACGCAUAUUUCAUGUCCCGACUACGAUGACGUUGUUAAGGUGAAUAAUUUGAUGUCUGUGCUUUUAAAGUCAAUCGAUGAUGCAAUUGGAUCUAAAGAUAACCCUAAUCGGAUCGACUGGUUCCGUUCACGAUUAAUUGGCGCUGAUAAAUGGCUUUUAGAUUGGUUAUCUGAUAAUACAGCUCAAAAUCCUCAUGAAAGACCAUGUUUAGUUCAUUGUGGUACACUUUAUAAAGCUAAAAACAACCGAGAAUUUAUUUGCUUCUUAUUCAACAAGUAUUUAAUACUAACUACACCAAAUUAUAAUACUAAUGGACGGUUAUUCCAAUCUCCGUCUACAAAUCAAUUGAAUGAAAUAAAAUGGUCGUUUAUAUUAUACAAAGAACCAUUAGCAUUGAAUCAAAUAUAUGUAUUUAAAGGUGCAGUCAGACAAAACUCUGAAUCAACAUCUUCAGUUUUUAGUAGUUACUCAAUAACACCUCAGUCAGCACCAUACAACAAACCUACAAAUGAUGAACUUGUACGAUCAGUAUCCACUUCUACAUUAACUGAAUCAACCGAAAAUUCCAAUAUGAAUAUUAGAUGUCAAUCUGAAAUUGUAAAAUAUUCAACGACAAAUGUAUUCUCAUUAUUUAAACGAAGAAAUUCUUGGCAACCUAUAGUGACUUUAAAAGCUCCAUCAAAUGAACUUUGUGAUCUUUGGGUAUUAAUUUUGAGAGAUCAAAUUAAAGCUGGAAGUAAUUUCUCUAACUCACGUUCUUCUUAUUCACCAUCAUUGAAAAAUGAUUACCCACAACAUUUACUGUUUACGGUUUCAAAAGUUUGCACUAACUCACAAGAUCAAUUUGAAGUUCACUUCAAGAUCAGUAUCACCGAUCAAAUGUGGAAAUUUUGUCAAAUAUUUGCUAAUCAAUCAUUAAUAGAAUUUAAAACUUCUGAAACGUUAAAUUUUCUGAUACCGGAAUCUUUAGAAAAGUGUCUACAUAUCACUGCCUUCAAAUCGUUACCAUUUACUAAUUCAAAUAUAAUUGGAUCGUGUAUUGUACCAUUUUCAAAUAUAUUCAUUAAUUUUCCACCAACUUCAUUUGAAUCAUUUACUAAACAAAUUGAAUUGAAUCAGUCUACCGGUAUGAAAAUGGAAUUCACCAUAGAACUUACCGUUUAACAUCGUCCGUGAUGAUGAUAAUAAUGAUGAAAUAAUUAAUAAUGAUAAUAUAUUAACCGAAUUCCAAUAUAUAUAUAUAUAUAUAUAUAUAUAUAUAUAUAUUAAAUAGAAUGCUCUUUACUUUGCUAUUCUCAUAUUUAUAUGACAUAUUCUUAUGUUUCAUUUGAAUUAUCAUUAAGUCUUAUUUUAUUCCGAAAAGGUUAAACAUGAAUUAUCAAUUUGAUUUUUAUCGAUCUCUUCUACAUAUGGUUCUCCAUAAUUUUAUGGAAUGUGCUUUUUCUCUUUUUCACAUCUAUCACUGAUUCAUUUACAUUAACCUUCAUAGAUUGUUACACUUAUAUGUAUAUUGUACUUAGUGUUCACACUUGUUAUUAUUACUAUUUUUAGCAAGUUCCACAAAAAAUUUACUCCAUAUUUCAAUAAUCCUGUGUACAAAAUUAAGAUCUCAUUUUAACUUUGUCUUUGUCUAUUUGUUCUUCUUCUUUUGUAAUUUAUGAUGGUCUACAAUUUUUGUUAAUAAAAUUUUGUCAGUUAUUCUUUUAUCUUUUCUCUCUCCCUAAUUUUAGUGAAAGUUGUUUUUUAUUGACUGUUCAAAUUACUAUAAAAGAGCAUUUGAUGUUUAGUGAUGUUUACCGAUCUGAUGUAUAUCGAUAUAUUAAUUAAUAUGACUUAUUGAGAUUACUUAGAAUUUGAAAUUAAUGUUUUUUAUGACUGACUACCAGUUAGUAAACUUUUAGGUCGUCAGAUUUUGAUUGAACGAUAUAAAGUGUUAUGCUUUUCUUAAAACAUAAGCGUCAGUUCCCUCAAGAGACUACUGAUGAGUCCCGGUUCUUUCUACUGACUAUCCAGCCACCUAACAUCUCUGCAUAGUCCACGCGAUAUCCAGUCACUAACGCUGGCGGCCACAUUCCAACUUGAUCAAUGGAAUCCGAUCAGUAUCAAGAAGUACUAGACAAGUAUCACACUGAUUACUCAAUCAGUUACAACGUAGAACCUGUACGUAUGUACAUCGGUUCAAGUUGCCAUACCCUAUCAACACUGAGUUAAAAUUGUCAGCCAAAAUCGUAGAGGUAUUAACUGUAUCAGUGGUGAUUGGGGAGAUCGGGCAUUGAAGAUACGACUCAAAAAGAAAACAUAAAUGAGGGAAACAAAAACAAUAAAGGAGUUACAAAGAAUUCGAAAUCUCAUGUUUGCGGUAAGACAAAGAAUGGAUACACCUGCACCACUGUGAACGAUUUUAAGCUGUGUGAUUCAAAGUUUUUAACCAAUAAUUACAAUAAUCACGUUGUUUCUGACCGGGUAGUCUGUACAUAUUAACGUGGCUAGGUCUAAUUGUCACUGACAUGGACUGACGCCAUGUUUUGGCUUGGCCGCAUUGCUCCGGACGCUGAUUGUACGAGGGGGACACCUUACUGCUUCCACAUCCCUCUAUAAACUUCGCUUUCGGGCCUUAAAUUGCUGGUUUCAACCUUGCGUUUCUCGAAUCGACCUGUCUGAGAUGGUAGGACUUAAAGAAACAUGUGUUCUAGCCAAUAUAGCUCAGCUGAGUAAUCAUGAUAGGUGAUCUUUACCUCAUUACUGUCAUACCUUAUUAUUAUUUACUGAUAUUUCUAUUUGAAAAAUAAGCGACAGAGCUACGCAGCCUCACUAACUGAACAUGUAUGAAGCUACUUAGAGGACUUGUUUAUUUUUAUUCAGUAGUUUAUUAAAAUUUUAUAUGAAACAUCAAGUUCGUGAAAAGAAUUCAACUGUUAUUUGUUUUCCAAUAUGUAAAUAGCAUUUAGUUCUCCAAAUCCUUGUCUUUUUUUUAAUUGCUUGUUUUUCAGGAUCCCGCAAUUAUAAAGAAGCU